AUGCCUUCAUUCGGCUUGCGCUCCUGUUCAGUUGCUUUUAUUAUAUUGGCGACGGCCCUGGGGAAUGAUGCUGCCGCUAUAGAUCCUCUUUCGUAUGUUGAUCAAUUGAUCGGAAGUCGAAAUGGAGGAAAUAUCUUUCCGGGAGCCACACUCCCAUACGGUAUGGCUAAAGCUGUUGCCGACACUACCAGCGGAAGUAAUCAAGGAGGAUUUACUCUUGACGGGACUCCAAUUUCCGGGUUCUCUGCCUUACACGACUCGGGAACUGGAGGUUCGCCGUCCUUAGGAAAUUUCCCGCUCUUCCCGUAUGCGAGCUGUCCCGACGAUGAUAUUGAUCGAUGCGAUUUUCCCAAGAAAACCCGGGCCAACCAUGGCCAGUUUGACCAGAAUAGCGUUGUGGCGCGUCCGGGGUAUUUUGAGGUUACGCUGAACUCCGGCGUUAAAGCUGCUAUGACAGCCAGUAAACAUGCUGCGCUGUUUCAAUUUACCUUCCCUGCAUCAGAUGGGAAUGCCUCGCACCCUCUCAUCUUGCAGGAUCUGACGGACCUUUCGGACUCGCGUCAAGAUAACGGCACCGUCUCCGUCGACGAGAAAACCGGAAGAAUCACCGGGAAUGCCCGUUUCCAAUCAAGUUUCAGCCAAGGAAAAUAUGUACCUUACUUUUGCACCGACUUCUCAGGCCCUAAAAUAUUCGACAAUGGCAUUUUUGUAAACAGUAGAGCUACGGCAGAUGUCAAAGACUUGACUAUCUCUAGAUCAAUUAAUGGGUAUCCUCUUCCUGGAGGAGCUUUUGUUCGAUUUGAGUCUACCGAUACCCCUGUGCUUGCCCGCGUGGGUCUGAGUUUUAUAAGCUCUGAACAAGCGUGCUCAAAUGCCGAAGCAGAGAUUCCGGACUACGAUUUUGAUGGUCUUGAACAGGUUGCUGCCGAUGCUUGGAGGCAGAAGCUCAGUCCGAUCACGAUCACACCGGGCGAAGUGGAUGAGGAUCAGAUCAAGAAUUUCUACAGUGGUAUAUACCGCACAAUGGUAAACCCCCAGAAUUAUACGGGAGAGAACCCUGUAUUCGAAACAGGAGAACCAUAUUUUGAUUCAUUCUAUUGCCUCUGGGAUAGUUUUCGAAGUCAAAUCCCAUUUCUUACCCUUAUAGAUCCAGAUGCAGUAGCCGAGAUGAUUCGCUCUUUAAUUGAUACAUAUCGAUACGAGGGCUGGUUGCCAGAUUGCCGUAUGACAUUCUCCAAGGGUUACACACAGGGUGGCUCAAAUGCUGAUGUAGUCUUGGCGGAUGGAUAUCUGAAAGGAAUUACAGCCGGUAUUGAUUGGGACGUGGGUUAUGAGGCUGUCGUAAAAGACGCUGAGGUUGAGCCAUUUGAUUGGUCCAGCAAUGGACGCGGUGGUCUUGAGAGCUGGAAACCUAACCCUCACUACCCCGUGCAAGACCUAGAUUGGCAGGGCUUUGGAACCAUGACUAGAUCUGUUUCCCGUACUCUCGAGUACAGUUAUAAUGAUUUCGUCAUCGCACAGAUGUCUCAAUUAAGAAACAAUACUGCCGACACAGAAAAAUAUCUUCAAUCGAGCGAUAAUUGGAAAAACUUAUACAAGGAAGAUCAGAUAUCAAAGUUCUCCAACGGCCAGGAUACAGGCUUCACAGGUUUCUACGCCCCGAAAUACCUAAAUGGUACUUGGGGUGAACAGGACCCUUUGCUAUGUAGCAAUAUCGACAAUUCCGGCACUGCUUGCUCGCUCCAAAAUACAGCUCACGAAACCUUUGAGAGCAGCAUCUGGGAGUACGGCUUUUUCGUCCCACAUAAUCAAGGCGACUUGAUCACCCUCUAUGGAGGACCAGCUGAAUUUGUUCGCCGCCUUGAUUUCCUGCAUGAUCAGAACAUCACCUACAUCGGCAACGAGCCUGCCUUCCUCACUGUUUUCCAAUACCACUACGCUGGUCGGCCCGCUUUAUCGGCAAAGCGUGCGCACUUCUACAUACCUCGGUUCUUUGAUACCACCCCUGAAGGUCUCCCAGGAAACGACGACAGUGGCGCAAUGGGAUCAUUUGUGGCCUUUUCUAUGAUGGGAUUGUUCCCAAACCCCGGACAAGAUGUAUAUCUCAUAAUCCCUCCAUUCUUCGAGAGUGUCAACAUUACAAACCCACAGACCGGCAAAACCGCAACCAUCCGCAACGUUAACUUUGAUCCCUCCUAUGAGAGCAUUUACAUCCAAAGCGCAACCCUUGACGGCGAGCCGUACACCAAAAACUGGAUUGAUCACAGUUUCUUCACAGAAGGCAAAGAACUUGUUCUUACCCUAGGAAGGAACGAGAGCUCCUGGGGCACAGCUGUUAAGGACUUGCCGCCAAGCUUAGGGGAGUAUGCUGGGUUCAACGAGACAUUGUCAAGAAGAAGAGCCACACCUAAUAUAGACGGUUUGGAUUAA
Molecule: messenger RNA, 2430 nt
Organism: Daldinia childiae
Lineage: Eukaryota; Fungi; Ascomycota; Sordariomycetes; Xylariales; Hypoxylaceae
Exons: 7
Coding region: 1-2430 (809 amino acids)
Biological process (GO): carbohydrate metabolic process; protein deglycosylation; glycoprotein catabolic process
Cellular component (GO): cytosol; nucleus
Molecular function (GO): carbohydrate binding; peptide-N4-(N-acetyl-beta-glucosaminyl)asparagine amidase activity
Source: RefSeq, a predicted model, not a curated record